UUUUCUUUUCCCACUUCUUCUUUACUCAUUUUUUUUGGAAAAGACAUUUUUCUUUUUGCUGCAGCGAAUAAUAAAGCUCUUUUUCUCUCUUCACCUCGGUGCUAGUUUUUACAUGUACUCGCACUCCUUUGAGAAAAAUUCAUCAGACUACAUUGCCGAUCAGGUUUGGAGGGCACUAGGAUACUGAAUCUCUUCUAAUCACUCUAAAAACAACAGCUAUAAACCCUUCUUGCCUCUUUAUUUCUAUUACACACUCUCUCUCUUUAUCUUACAAUGUCUCUCUCUACCAUCGCUAAGAAGCUCCUUACCGCUCACCUGCAGCUGCGCACCGGCGAGACCUUCACCGGCGGCUCCUUUGGCGCCUCAGUAUCGACCGUCGGCGAAACGGUCUUCACCACAUCCCUCGUUGGCUACCCCGAGUCCAUGACCGACCCCUCGUACCUCGGCCAGCUGCUGGUGUUCACCCAGCCGCUGAUCGGCAACUACGGCGUCCCCAAGCGCACUCGCGACGAGUUUGGGCUCCUGAACCACUUUGAGAGCGAAAAGAUCCAGUGCCGCGGCAUCAUUGUCAGCGACUACGCCGCCAAGUACUCCCACUGGAACGCCAUCGAGAGCCUCUCCGAAUGGUGCGCGCGCGAGGGCCCCGCCCAGACCAUCGACUGGGCUGACCCCAACGUCGACAACCUCGUUGCCCAGGCAUCCACCGACUCCGUGCGCGUGUUCAACCCCACUGGCGACGUCCACAUUGCGCUGAUCGACUGCGGUGUCAAGUACAACAUCAUCCGGUCGUUGUGCCAACAGGGUGCGCGCGUCUCGCUUGUUCCCUGGAACCACCCUACCAUCGACCAGAUCCGCCACGCGUACUCUGUCUACCAGCGCCCCAUUUUCGGCAUCUGCAUGGGUAACCAGCUGAUGGGUUUGGCCGCCGGCAUGGACGUAUACAAGCUGCGUUUCGGUAACCGUGGCCAUAACCAGCCCGCUGUCGACCUCACCAAUGGCAAAUGCGUGAUUACCUCGCAGAACCACGGAUAUGCCCUGGAUGACUCCCGUAUGCCCCAGGGUUGGGACAGAUACUAUGUCAAUGCCAAUGAUGGCUCGAAUGAGGGUAUUAGACAUGUGGAUAUGCCUUUUAGGCCCCUGGAUACCGCUUAUUUGUUUAAGGAGUUUGUUGAUCAGGUUAGGGAAGCAAAGGCUGCGGGCGUCCAGGCGGUUGUUGAUGACUCGGUUGUCACACAGAAACAGCAUCAGGCCGCCCCUGUUCAGGCGUCUGCUUAAAUAAAAAAUAAUAAUAGUAAUGAUAAUAAUAAUAAAUAGUGCAAAUCAACAUAUUUUCUUAUUGCCAUUCUUAUUUUUUCAUUUGGUUUUUCAAAAAUAAAAUUUUUUUAUCAAUUCAA
This is a messenger RNA of Kickxella alabastrina, 1394 nucleotides long. Its product is annotated as carbamoyl-phosphate synthase. The record is from RefSeq and is a predicted model, not a curated record. The transcript is spliced from 5 exons. Lineage: Eukaryota; Fungi; Kickxellomycota; Kickxellomycetes; Kickxellales; Kickxellaceae. Bases 274 to 1275 code for a protein of 333 amino acids. Gene Ontology annotation, biological process: L-arginine biosynthetic process. Gene Ontology annotation, cellular component: carbamoyl-phosphate synthase complex; cytoplasm.